Lepus europaeus (European hare) is the source of this 629-nucleotide messenger RNA. It is a transcript of the gene RPS10, whose product is annotated as ribosomal protein S10. Gene Ontology annotation, cellular component: cytosolic small ribosomal subunit. The record is from RefSeq and is a predicted model, not a curated record. Bases 81 to 578 code for a protein of 165 amino acids. The transcript is spliced from 6 exons. Gene Ontology annotation, molecular function: RNA binding; structural constituent of ribosome. NCBI's taxonomy places the organism in Eukaryota, Metazoa, Chordata, Mammalia, Lagomorpha, Leporidae.
CCACGCCAGCCCGGAAGAGACGCUGCGCCGCGCAUGCCCCUUCCUUUCCGGCCUCGGCUCCGAACCCUACAGCCGCCGCGAUGUUGAUGCCCAAGAAGAAUCGCAUUGCCAUUUACGAACUCCUCUUCAAGGAGGGGGUGAUGGUAGCCAAAAAGGACGUGCACAUGCCGAAGCACCCAGAGUUGGCGGACAAGAACGUGCCCAACCUCCACGUCAUGAAGGCCAUGCAGUCGCUCAAGUCUCGAGGCUAUGUGAAGGAGCAGUUCGCGUGGAGACACUUCUACUGGUACCUCACCAACGAGGGCAUCCAGUAUCUCCGGGACUACCUCCACCUGCCCCCCGAGAUCGUGCCUGCCACCCUGCGCCGCAGCCGACCCGAGACCGGCAGGCCUAGGCCUAAAGGUCUGGAGGGAGAGCGGCCUGCGAGACUCACAAGAGGGGAAGCUGACAGAGACACUUACAGACGAAGCGCUGUGCCCCCUGGUGCCGACAAGAAAGCCGAGGCUGGGGCUGGGUCAGCAACUGAAUUCCAGUUUAGAGGCGGAUUUGGUCGUGGACGUGGUCAGCCACCCCAGUGAAGUUGGAGGGGAUUAUUUUGUGUUAAAUAAACUUGUAGCCAGAAAAAUGUA